AUUAUCAUCGCUUGUAUCAUUUGUGUUCGAGUGUUACCAAAAAAAAAAAAAAAACAAACGCCGAGAAAUACCGCUAACCCAGCUCCCUCGGGUUAAAAGGAUCCGAACGCCUUGGAUUCAUUUCUAAAAUUUGCCCGUAACCGGUAAAGCAGAACAGCCCGUGUGUGUUGUCUAGCAUUACUCGAAAAGAAAAAAGUCUGCGAACUCGUAAGCAUAUUGAACGUUUGGUGCCGAAUUAUAAGUCAGCUGAUCAGGAGGGCCAAACAGCAGCGCGAAGAUUACUUCUCUCACUCAAAACCCCCAAAUUCCCACCUUCUAACCCUAACGAUUUGUAAUCUGUAACGCAAGUUCUGGCGUUUCAAUAAUCCAGCGCAAUUAUCAGUUUAGCUCAACAAAAUGUUGAUGGGCCAUGUGGAUGGUCUAGCCAAUGUUGGUUCAUCAAAGGAUCAGCUACUUGAUGAUCCAAUAUCUGAGCAAGAUGAAGAUGAGGAGGCAGAUACUUCUGGUCGAAUACUAUAUAUGGCCUCCUUUGAAGAACUUGCAGAAAAGCACAUUCAGUAUGACACUGUUAUAUGGGUUUCUAUAUCACUGUUGCUUGUUUUAGCUUGGGGAAUAGGAGUCAUUAUGUUGCUAUAUCUUCCUUUUAGAAGAUAUGUGCUUCAGAAAGAUAUCUGUUCACGGAAGCUGUAUGUUACACCCAAUGAAGUCGUUUACAAGGUGUCAAGACCUUCAUUUAUACCUUUUUGGGGAGUUACAACGGUUGAGAAGCAUAUACCUCUAUCUUUAGUGCUUGAUAUUAUUAUUGAACAAGGUUGCUUGCAAUCGGUAUAUGGAAUCCAUACCUUUAGGCUUGAAAGUAUAGCACGUGGAAAAGCUGCACCUGUUGAUGAGCUGCUGGUUCAAGGGCUUUCCAACCCCGGCUUUCUGAAGAAGGUCAUUAUAACAGAAGCUUCAAAGAUAAUAAUAGAUAUUGGGAGGUGGAAACCUACUAGUGAAGGGGGAACGAUGGCUCAUACGGUUUCUCUAAGUGAAGGACCAGCUGUAUUGAGAUCACCUUCCAAAAGUUUCAAGAUGACAGGUUCACCCCGCCAUCCUUCGAUGGAGUGCAGGGGCCUGGUGCCUGGGGAUUUGCUGUUGCAUAAACUGGAAGAAGUUAACAAAUCAGUGCAGAAAAUCGAAUCACUUAUCGUCGAGAAAUCCCAAACUCCCCCUGAUAACAGUUGAGUCUGAUUGCGUACUGCUCGAAGUCCCACCCUUCAGCGAUUGGCAAGGAAAGGAAGAAGAGUUUUGUCUAGUAAAUCUGUAACUAUUAGAGCAGAAUAAGCAAAUCAUCUUUUGGGUUGCCACUGUAUAGUCUAGAUCAAGAAAACUAUGUGGUUGCGUCUUUUUGAUUCUAAGCUUGUUUUGAUAUUUUGAUUCCACGCGGAGGGAUGCUUCGUUUACCGCGCAGCUCCUUUGAUUUUUUAUUUUUAUUUUUAAUUUUGAUGUUGAAAAGUAGAAAAUGGUAUGAUUCAAUUGUCUAAUGUUUAAAAAACGAAAUGGUAAGGGUUGUUUAGUUGUGAAAA
Molecule: messenger RNA, 1565 nt
Organism: Malania oleifera
Lineage: Eukaryota; Viridiplantae; Streptophyta; Magnoliopsida; Santalales; Ximeniaceae
Exons: 7
Coding region: 397-1224 (275 amino acids)
Source: RefSeq, a predicted model, not a curated record